AUACGAAACUCCCAUUUCACCUGAAAAUAAGUUCACUCUCCUCAGUCCUGUAUUCUGAAAAAGUCUGUAGUCCUUCUUUGAUUUUCCCCCCUCUCCAAUUUUCCGUCACUUUCCCGAGAAAAUGAGAGAAAUCGUCCACGUUCAAGGUGGUCAAUGCGGCAACCAAAUAGGAGCCAAGUUUUGGGAGGUUGUUUGCGCCGAACAUGGCAUCGACUCAACGGGUCGGUACCAAGGUGAUUCGGAGCUUCAACUAGAGCGGAUCAACGUUUACUAUAACGAAGCAAGUUGCGGUCGCUUUGUUCCUCGCGCUGUUUUAAUGGAUCUAGAACCUGGUACUAUGGAUAGCGUUAGAUCCGGGCCGUACGGACAGAUUUUCCGACCCGAUAACUUCGUUUUCGGGCAAUCCGGAGCCGGAAACAAUUGGGCUAAGGGGCAUUACACUGAAGGAGCCGAGCUUAUUGAUUCCGUUCUUGACGUGGUCAGAAAAGAAUCCGAGAACUGUGAUUGCUUACAAGGGUUUCAAGUAUGCCAUUCCUUGGGAGGAGGAACGGGUUCUGGAAUGGGAACAUUGUUGAUAUCCAAGAUCAGGGAAGAGUAUCCGGAUCGAACCAUGCUUACAUUUUCGGUGUUCCCAUCCCCUAAGGUUUCUGAUACUGUGGUUGAGCCGUACAACGCAACACUCUCUGUUCAUCAACUGGUGGAAAAUGCAGACGAAUGUAUGGUUCUUGAUAAUGAAGCUCUCUAUGAUAUCUGUUUCCGUACCCUCAAGUUAACUACUCCCAGUUUUGGAGAUCUUAACCAUCUAAUUUCUGCCACCAUGAGUGGUGUUACAUGCUGCCUCCGUUUCCCGGGUCAGCUAAACUCGGACCUCCGCAAACUUGCCGUAAACCUCAUUCCGUUCCCCCGACUACAUUUCUUCAUGGUCGGAUUCUCACCUCUCACGUCUCGUGGAUCCCAGCAAUACAGAGCACUAACAGUCCCAGAACUAACACAACAAAUGUGGGAUGCCAAGAACAUGAUGUGCGCCGCCGAUCCUCGACACGGUCGAUACCUCACGGCAUCAGCCGUAUUCCGUGGCAAGAUGAGCACUAAAGAAGUCGAUGAACAAAUGAUCAACGUCCAAAACAAGAACUCAUCCUACUUUGUCGAAUGGAUUCCAAACAAUGUGAAAUCCACCGUUUGUGACAUUCCUCCUAGCGGAUUGAAAAUGGCAUCGACAUUUAUAGGAAACUCGACUUCGAUCCAAGAAAUGUUUCGAAGGGUGAGCGAGCAAUUCACCGCUAUGUUCCGAAGAAAAGCUUUCUUGCAUUGGUACACUGGAGAAGGAAUGGAUGAAAUGGAGUUCACUGAAGCUGAAAGCAACAUGAAUGAUUUGGUUUCAGAGUAUCAACAAUACCAGGAUGCUACUGCUGAAGACGAAGAGUAUGAAGAAUACGAGGAGUACGAGGAAGAAGCUUAAAGCUUGUUCCUUGUUCUUUUCUUUUUAUUUAUAAUGGUAGGAUAUAUUUGGUUGGUUUUGUUAUGCUUUUGUGCAUGUGAAGCCUGUUGGUGCAAUGUCGGCAUUGCCGGGUGCUUCGAUGAGGAUCACUUUAGUGUUAAUUUUCUGUUGUUCUACUAGACUACUUGUAUCGCUGCAUUGUUUUUUUAUGAAUAAUCUUAGCAGCCAGUUUGUUUCUCACUAA
This is a messenger RNA of Gossypium arboreum, 1682 nucleotides long. Its product is annotated as tubulin beta-9 chain-like. The transcript has 3 exons. Bases 122 to 1459 code for a protein of 445 amino acids. NCBI's taxonomy places the organism in Eukaryota, Viridiplantae, Streptophyta, Magnoliopsida, Malvales, Malvaceae. Gene Ontology annotation, biological process: microtubule cytoskeleton organization; mitotic cell cycle. Gene Ontology annotation, cellular component: cytoplasm; microtubule. Gene Ontology annotation, molecular function: structural constituent of cytoskeleton; GTP binding; GTPase activity. The record is from RefSeq and is a predicted model, not a curated record.